AUGGCCAACUCUGACAGAUACCCUAACUGUGACCACAUAAAUAUCGGUAGUCGACCCGAUUUGCGGCCUGUGUUCGGGAGUGCGUUGUCGUGUCCUAAUGAAGGGGAGAGUGUGACGGUUCCCCUGGUCUACGAUAACCCGUGCAUAUCAUGCAAAUGCAAUAACCGAGAGGUGGUCUGUCAGCGCGAAGUGUGCACUAAUUUCAACGGCUGUUAUCUCUUGUAUUACGAGAAGAACAAAACCUGUUGUGAUGUAUGCAAAGGAUGUCAAUAUAACGGACACUACUAUAAAAGUGGUGAAACAUUUGUUGACGACAAUAAUUUGUGCACAAGUUUUGUCUGCAAUUCGGGUGUAAUUACUGAAUACAACACCUAUUGUCACAUACCAUGUGAUAAUCCAAUCGAAAUCGCCGGCCAAUGCUGUCCGUCGUGUGAAAAGUGUGAUCCACUCAAAGAGGGACAGCCCGUCGCUAACCCAUACAACACGACCGAUACGUGCAUUGGUUGCGAGUGUCUUAGAGGACACACUGUUUGCAGCAAACAUGCCUGUCCGGUGUUGCCCUGUCCAGAAUCAAAGUGGUUUACGCCACCCAAUCAAUGCUGUCCUAUAUGUAAGAGUCAGCGAAAAGUUAUGGACUUUGAGGGCAAUUGUAUAAUGAAGUUAUCGACCCAUAGAGACGGCCAGACCUAUACAUACGAUCACUGCACUAAUUGUGUUUGUAAUGCCACAACAAAUAUUUGUCAGAGGAAAGUGUGUCCACCGCUCAGUUGUUCGCUGACCAAUCAAAUCACUGAACUCGGAGAGUGUUGUCCAAAAUGUGUGGAAACACAAGAAACAGUGACCACCUGUUCCUAUAAAGGCAAAGAAUAUAAGUCGGGUGACAACUGGAAACAUAACAACUGUCACAAGUGUUCGUGUCUUAACGGACAGAUCAGCGGGACAUCAGUUAUGAUCAAAAUAGAUGACAUCAAAGUCCGUUUGGGACAAGCAUUUAGAGUGACCGUCGGUCGCAAAAGAGUACGUUUGCCGCACAUUAGGUUAGGAGUGCUUUCAAUUGUGAGGGACUCUCAUAAAGUGACCAUAAGAGCAACCAUUGGAUUGAAAGUGAUUUGGGAGUCCGGAAAGUCGAUUGAGAUCAUAGUUCCGCCAGAAUUCAAGUCGAGAACAUGUGGUCUCUGCGGAAACUAUAAUAAUAAUCCAAACGACGAUUUCAUCACUAAAAGAGGCAAAAUAUAUACAGAAGUCGAGAAGUUUACCCAUUCUUGGAAAGUGGGAAAGAAUGUGAUUUGUGAGAGCGCUAUGAAGUCGACCAAAGCAUUGAAAGAACAAAUGAGAUGCUCUUUCACGGAUUGGGAACAGAGACACAAUGCCAUCAAUGUAUGCAAUAUUCUCAAGUCAGCCCUUUUCAGACAAUGCCAUAACUCCAUCAGUAUUACCACCUUUUUUGGGAAGUGUUUGUCAGACGUGUGUUCGUGCCAUAAGAACAAGAUCUGUCACUGCAAUGCCAUUCAGUCCUAUGCAACACAAUGUCAAAAGUUAGGCCAUAAGAGCCAACACUGGAAAAAGUCCACUCUAUGCGAAGCAAUGAACUGUCCGUCGGGAUCGACAUUCUCGACGUGUACGUCCGCCUGUAGGCGCACAUGCAAUCACAGCCAUCACAAUGAGACCAAUUGCCGCCAACGCAAGUGCCGUCCGGGCUGUAUGUGCCCAAUAGGUCAGGUUUGGCACAACGGUGUCUGCAUUUACAAGCAGUUGUGUCCCAAACAUCACAACACAACGCGUCAAUCAAUCGACACUUUUCAUGAAAAUACACUCAAAGAUGAAGCGAUUGGUGGAAAUUAAUUGCAAAACUCAUAUCAAAAUUAAUUUAUUUAUAUUAAAAGCCAAUAAUUUGUAUAUUUUUGUAAAAAAAAGAUAAAUUAUUAUAUUUGCGCUGCACUUCAAUUACACUAGUCUUUGAUUUUAUGUACAAAUGAUUUUAAUUCAUAUCACUUCUCAUGACAUAUGCACUCAUCCAUCCAUCAGACACACCGACCGGCUCUCUGGACAUCAC
Medioppia subpectinata is the source of this 2053-nucleotide messenger RNA. The record is from the annotation of a GenBank genome assembly. NCBI's taxonomy places the organism in Eukaryota, Metazoa, Arthropoda, Arachnida, Sarcoptiformes, Oppiidae.